Messenger RNA from Tribolium castaneum (red flour beetle), 1448 nucleotides. RefSeq lists its product as uncharacterized. The transcript has 5 exons. NCBI's taxonomy places the organism in Eukaryota, Metazoa, Arthropoda, Insecta, Coleoptera, Tenebrionidae. The record is from RefSeq and is a predicted model, not a curated record. Gene Ontology annotation, molecular function: phosphatidylinositol bisphosphate binding. Gene Ontology annotation, cellular component: membrane. The coding region runs from base 166 to 1125 and encodes 319 amino acids.
CAAACUUAGUCAUCGAGUGAAUUUUUGCAGAAUCUCAUUAUAAAUUUCUUCCACCCGUAAAGUAGGUUAGGAGAAAGUUAACUUUUUACAACAAACACUGCAGUGUAUUUAGUAUAACAUUGGCAGCUGUGGUGUGCGGUGUUAAAUUCGACAAAAGACAAAGCAAUGGGUUUAGGAGGGCAAGAUUCAUCCGUUGCGGACUACGUCUGCCAGCUACCGGAAGCCGAAAGGACCAAAGCGCUUCAGGAGUUGAGAGAAGAUGACAAUAUUAGGGAGCAGAGCUUGGACCAGAUGCGGGACUGGAUCAACAAACACCCCAACAUCAAGAAGUGCAGAACAGACGCUCCUUUCCUGCUCCGCUUCCUGCGAACUCGCAAGUUCAGCGUUCCCCAGGCCUGCGAGAUGCUGGAGCGCUACUUGACCAUCAGACAGCUGUACCCCCAGUGGUUCCGAAACCUGGACUGCGAGGACCCAGACCUGGCCGAAAUCAUCAAUGCUGGAUACCUUGUGCCGCUUCUGGAGCGCGACCAAGGGAGAUUAGUUUUAUUCAGCUGUGCGGGAAAAUUCGAUCCGCACAAAUUCACGUCUGCACACAUGGUGAAGGUGCACAGCUUGGUCACCGAGACUCUGAUGGACGACGAAAUCAACCAAAUCAACGGCUACACUUACAUCAACGACGAGAGCGGCUUUCAAAUGGCGCACAUCUCGCUGUGGUCUUUGACUGAUGUUAGAAACAUCCUGCGGUGUAUUCAAAACACGACCCCGAUGAGACAUAAAGCUAAUCACUUCUUGAACAUCUCGUCCAGUGCGAUCAAGCUGAUCGAGUUUGCGAUUUCUCUCCUCAAUGAGAAGCUUAAGAACCGAAUUUUCAUUUACAAGAGUAUCGACGAAAUGUACCAAAAAGUUGACAAGAAGAUCCUGCCCAAAGAAUACGGGGGUGAAGUGCCUCUUGACGAAAUGCUGGCCAAAUUCAAGACUGUCCUCAAGGCAAAGCGCGAGCAAGUUCUGGCUCUAGACGACAUGUACAUAGAAAUCGACGAGAAAACGUGUCCUCUAGUCUCCGAAAUGAACGAAGAGCUUGGUGUUGGCAUUGACGGCAGCUUCAAGAGACUGACCGUUGAUUGAAACACAGUCUCUCGUUUUUCUCUGUUACGUAAAUGUGAUAACAAUUACUACACUUUCUACUAGUUAUAAUAAUCGUAAUGUAAUUACUUCGUAAGUUGAUUUAGCUAGACUAUGCCCAUGGUGGUUUUCAGUUACCUUUCUUUCCGCAAACUUAUUGUUAAGUUGUGUCUAUGUCACUGUAGUUUGUAAGGAUUUAAAAAUAAGUCACUCAAACUAGGUGUCGCUUGUUUAGUUGUUAUUAAUUAUGUUGUUUAUCGAUGUUUAUUGUUUAAAACUAUUACCCCCUGUUGUAUGUUUGUUGCAAAAUAAAUUUUUCUAAGGCA